Messenger RNA from Ochotona curzoniae (black-lipped pika), 1036 nucleotides. It is a transcript of the gene BAG1, whose product is annotated as BAG cochaperone 1. NCBI's taxonomy places the organism in Eukaryota, Metazoa, Chordata, Mammalia, Lagomorpha, Ochotonidae. Gene Ontology annotation, molecular function: adenyl-nucleotide exchange factor activity; protein-folding chaperone binding. The transcript has 8 exons. Gene Ontology annotation, biological process: protein stabilization. The record is from RefSeq and is a predicted model, not a curated record. Gene Ontology annotation, cellular component: nucleus; membrane; cytosol. Bases 184 to 885 code for a protein of 233 amino acids.
CGCGGCGAUCGGGGCCAGCUGGGCCCCCGGCGGCGCGCUCCUCGGUCCGGCCGGGAGUCGCGCCCGUCGGAGGCCCUGGCCGAAGGCCGCCAGCAGGCCUCUCGUCGUCCAUCCCUGAGGAGUGCAGCCAGUGGACAUGACCGAUCCACCCGGGGCGCCGCCUCCGGCGCUGCCAGGCCGCGGAUGAAGAAGAAAGCCCGUACCCGCUCGGCCCGGAGCGAGGAGACGCCGCGAGACGAGGAGCUCACCGGGACCGAGGAAAUGGCGGCAGCCGGGCUCUGCGUGACCGUCACCCACAGCAAUGAGAAGCAUGACCUUCACGUUAUCCCCCAGCAGGGCAGUAGCGAGCCACUCGUCCAAGACCUGGCCCAGGUUGUUGAAGAUGCCAUAGGGGUUCCACUACCUUUGCAGAAACUCAUUUUUAAGGGAAGAUCUCUGAAGGAAAUGGAGACACCAUUGUCAGCCCUUGGAAUACAAGAUGGUUGCCGGAUCAUGUUAAUUGGGGAAAAGAACUGUCCAGAGGAAGAGGUUGAACUAAAGAAGUUGAAAAAUUUGGAGAGGUCUGUGGAGAAGAUAGCUAGCCAACUUGAAGAGCUGAAUAAAGAACUUAGUGGAAUCCAACAGGGUUUUCUGGCCAAGGAUUUGCAAGCAGAAGCUCUCAGCAAGCUUGACAGGCGAGUAAAAGGCACCAUUGAGCAUUUUAUGAAGAUUUUGGAGGAGAUUGACACUCUGAUCCUGCCAGAAAAUUUCAAAGACAGUAGACUGAAAAGGAAGGGUUUGGUGAAAAAGAUUCAGGCAUUCCUAGCUGAAUGUGACAUGGUGGAACAAAAUAUCUGCGAGGAGACUGAGCGACUCCAGUCUACAAACUUGGCCUUGGCCGACUGAUGUGCCAUGAAGAGAAGCAGUGCUGCCCUGAAGAACGGUGUCACCAACUUCUUGGCCAGGAUCUCUCUGGGCUGCAAAGGGCAAUUGGCCAGCUGCUGGAUUUCCCCCUCCUACAGCAAUUCUCUGAAAAAGUAUUGUCUUUGCCACCUGA